Molecule: messenger RNA, 398 nt
Organism: Peniophora sp. CBMAI 1063
Lineage: Eukaryota; Fungi; Basidiomycota; Agaricomycetes; Russulales; Peniophoraceae
Source: the annotation of a GenBank genome assembly
AUGCCGACCCUAACCACGCCCGCCUCCUUCACCGACACAUUCACGCGCUUGAUGCACACCCCGCCCUCCUCUCUCCCCUCCUCCUCAACAUCUCAAGAAGAAUCCGACCUCCUCCGCCAGAUCCGCGCCGCGCUCGACCGCACAACCUCCGAGCCCACACCCGUGCACUCCUCCUCCACCAUCCUCCCACCCACUUCCCCAUCAUCAAAUGCAGGCCUGCACGAGACCCUCACCUGGUCCUCCACGCGCGUCGCGCUCUCCUACGGCGGCUCCGUCUCGCGCCAGUGGUCAUUCGAGCGCGACGGGCAGCCCGUGCAGUGGGCCUGCCGCGCGUGGCUCGAGGGCGGCGUCACGCUCAGCGCUGAUAGGCGCAAGAAGGAUUACGGGGGGGAUGGGGG